Tympanuchus pallidicinctus (lesser prairie-chicken) is the source of this 1993-nucleotide messenger RNA. Its product is annotated as T-cell surface glycoprotein CD3 epsilon chain. Gene Ontology annotation, biological process: cell surface receptor signaling pathway; positive thymic T cell selection. The transcript is spliced from 7 exons. Gene Ontology annotation, cellular component: alpha-beta T cell receptor complex; external side of plasma membrane; membrane. Gene Ontology annotation, molecular function: transmembrane signaling receptor activity. The record is from RefSeq and is a predicted model, not a curated record. Bases 188 to 715 code for a protein of 175 amino acids. NCBI's taxonomy places the organism in Eukaryota, Metazoa, Chordata, Aves, Galliformes, Phasianidae.
CACCCCUUGCUGUCAGUGACGUUAUUUGAAGACAUGCUGAGCCUCCGCACUUCCUGAGAAGUUUUUCUCAUCACAUGUGCUUUGUGUCUUUCUGGGCUGCUUGCAGGUUUCACUGGAAACACCAGCUGCAGUGAUGCCAAUCUGAUCGGGAACGAUAGAGAAGAGCCAGAGAAGGAGGAGCACGAGGAUGAGGCGUGAGGUGCCGCUGCCCCUCCUGGGCCUCCUGCUGUGUGUGGUUGGUGCAGCAGCUCAGGAGGACCAAAACGAAUUCACAGUGGAGAUUUCUGGAACCACAGUGACAAUCACAUGUCCCUUCUCUGGAAACAAAAUAAAUUGGAAGCCAGAUGGGAUAAAAACAGACGGCAAUAAGUACAUUAUAGAGAAUCAUGACAGCUCUCCUCUCACUCUGUCUUGUGAAGACGGCGGUAAAAAGCACGCAAUGUACCUGAAUGCCAAAGUGUGCACAAACUGUGAGGAGCUGGAUACCUUGACUGUGACAGGGAUCAUCAUCGCGGAUCUCCUCAUCACCUUGGGGGUUCUGAUUUUGGUCCAUUACUUCAGCAAAAACAAGAAGGGGCAGUCGAGAGCUGCAGCUGGCAGUCGGCCACGAGCUCAGAAGAUGCAACGUCCUCCCCCUGUUCCAAACCCAGACUACGAGCCCAUCAGGAAAGGCCAGCGAGAAGUGUACGCAGGCCUGGAACACAGGGGCUUCUGAAAUUCCCCCAGGUACCAGGCUGGAUGGAAAACAGAGGCAGAAGAGCUGAGUGCUUCUGGCUAGCUUGCUGCUGGCUCUCUGCAGACCCGCUGAGACCAGGUGCCUUGAGGUCAGCCGACAGCUGGACAGGACAGGCGUCCUGCUGCCCUAUGCUGUUCCACCCCAUGGUGUUCCUUCAGUUUGACAUUAGGGCUAAGAAAUCUGAGCCCAUUGGCAGAGAAGUUUUCCCUCUCACUAAAGGCCUGGAGCAUCACUCAUCAUUUCUAAUCUCCUUCGCCCCCUUUCUCUCUCUGCUUCAGUUGCAUGCUCUGACUUCCCCUCCAAUUUCAUUUUCUGUCCCAAUUGCCUGCCACUUGCUGCCCUUUCCUCCCUGGGUAGCUGGUGCAUGAAAUGAGGGUUCUUCUCAAAGGGAUUGGCCUCUAAUGCUGUCCUUCUCUAAAAGAGACAAAUUGCUACCAGUACAUGCAGAUAGGGCCAUCCAACCCAUUGCCCUUCUGUGGGAAAUGAGUAGGGCUGAGUGCCCUUUGCAUCUGGGUACCUUUAUGUCUCACAUCUUCAUUAAAACAUCCCAUAAGGGUUAGAUGGGAAUUGGGCACUUUCCCAAGUCACCUGAAAGCCUACUGGGAAAUUAAAAUGGUUGGCUGAGUGUGAGAUUUUUGUUACUGUUAAAUUAUGGGGCUCUUAGGCAUUUCAGAUUAGAUUAGAUUUGACUCCCACUUAGAAAUGAGUACCACGUUUUCAGUUUGACUGAAACAGCAUGCCAGGGAUUUUUGUGUUCCCACAUUGAAACUGAGAUCCUUGGGUUCAGCCCCAGCACCAGCACUCCAUUCUGCAACAGCUGGAAUUGAAAAGAAUGUGUUGGGGCCAUAGAGAUAGUGGCCUCAACACAAAUCCAGGACAGCAUCGAACUCUUCUGUGAACCUGUCCUUCCAUUUUUACUGAUAUUUUGUGUUGUCAUGUGUGAUAAAAACAUCUAUUUGAGUGGGCUGCACCCUAAAGGCUGCCCAAGUGCAUUUGCUGCCCAAGAAGCAUUUGCUGUUUCACUUACCAGAGCUAUUGCUGCAUAGAGCUUCUUGUGAUCUAUCCUUUAUUGCUUCCCUUUUCCUCUCCAUUUCAGUUCUGGCACUUGAGCUCUGCUUGGGUUCUAUUAGAAAGAUGUCAGACUACUUCACCAUUGGUAAAAGUCUAUUUUAGCUUUUUUUUUUUUAAUAUACAUUUCAAAAUUGUAAUAUAUUAAUAAAAUGAGAGCCAACAUCCCCAGAUAUGUAGCAGAAAAGA